UAUAAUCGUCUGUGUGUGCAUUCAGAUACACUCGUUCCCAAACACAUUGACAGAUUCAGAAGGAUCUGAAGUCGCACUCCAGUAUGUCCGAAACGAAGAAACAGCCGAGCAUAGACUCGUCCAGUUCGAACCCCUGGGAGAGUCUGGGCAGCCCGACGCUGCUGUGGUCUCCCACCUCCGGGCUUCCUCUGCAGGACGGGCUUUACACGGACACCAAGUUCCCGGAGCAGGACAUGCUGAUUCAGAAAGACUUGGUUUGGAAACGACCAAAGGUGAGCCAAAAUUAUCCUCUCCAUCUCAUUCUCAGACUGAAGGGUGGUUAUACUGCUCUGAAUAUGGGUUACCCUCAUGAGGCGAUGACAGACAUGACAGGUGGGGUUACAGAGGUUUUCACGGUGCCGUCUGACCCUCGAAUGCUGGGCUCUUUCCUGCACCCGCUGCUGCAGGAAGGAGCUCUGAUCAACUGUGGUAACACAAGGGGUGCCAUCGAGCAGAGCAAUGAGUUUGGGAUUGUGUUUUGGCACGCCUACUCUGUGACCGGCUUGGAGACGAUCAAGACUACGAUCGGUCCGGUUCAGCUGGUGCGGAUCAGGAACCCGUGGGGUAAUACUGAAUGGGAGGGGCCUUGGAGUGACAAAAAAGGGUACAAAACACCUGAACUAACGUGCUCAUUCCUGCUGGCGCUCAUGCAGAAACACACUCGUAAGAGAGGAGUGCAGUCCGAGGUCACGCUGCAAAUAUACAAGGCCCGAUCCGAACGUGAUUUCCUCUCCUCUCUGGACUUGUCUCAGUCGAGCCCGGUGCUCAGCACUGCUAAAGACAAGCGGCGGGAGCUGGUGCUUCGUGGUCGCCUGGCACCCGGUCAUUACAUCAUCAUUCCCUGCGCAGAGACCAGUAAGGAGGAAGAAUUCCUUCUGAGAGUUCUGACCGAGAAAGCAAACAAAACCAUAGCUGUUGGGACACCAGGAGUAGAUAGAAACUCGAUUACACCGCCAAUGUCUCCACAUCUCGCAGGUCUGCCGUCUGGAAAUGAAGCCAGAGAGCUCUUUGUGAAACACUGUGUCAAGGGGCCUUAUUGUUCCCCUUUGGAUCUGUAUAACCUGCUGACAGAAGCCAUUGCCAAAGGAGUCUUUGCAGGUAGCGAGAAGCAGCUGAGUUUGGAGCACUGCAAGAGCUUCGUGGUGCUCAUGGAUAGCCAAGGAAUGGGACGACUCGACUUGAUAGAGUUCCAGGCAUUGUGGGCAAAACUCCGGAAGUGGACGGGUAUCUUUAUGACAUUCGACAAAAACAAGAACCAGGCUCUGGAUUAUCUAGAAAUCCCACCCGCUCUGAGAGCAGCAGGCAUACGGGUGGAUGAAUUCAUACUGCAGCUGAUCGGCCUGCGCUACACGGAGCCAGAUAUGAACGUCAGCUUCCCGGGAUUCCUCUUCCUGCUCACCAAACUGGACUGCAUGAUACGCAAGUUUCAGGCAUUUGAUGCGACAGGGAUGGGAGUGAUUUCAGUGAACUGCAGACAGUUCCUGCACAUGACCAUGUACAACUGAUUCCAGACCAGCUGCAGGGAAACAGCUCUACAUCUGCUUGAACUGUUCUAUAUAAACAGAUCGUUCCUGGAGUGGAAGCUGAUUGGUCAAUACAGUGUUACAUUAAAGUUACAAUACUAUAAAUUCUAUAUUAAUAGAUAUGAUGCAAAACACAGCUACUUUAUAUACAGUGGGUACGGAAAGUAUUCAGACCCCCUUAAAAUUUU
Messenger RNA from Sinocyclocheilus grahami, 1750 nucleotides. Its product is annotated as calpain-9-like. Lineage: Eukaryota; Metazoa; Chordata; Actinopteri; Cypriniformes; Cyprinidae. Gene Ontology annotation, cellular component: cytoplasm. The record is from RefSeq and is a predicted model, not a curated record. The coding region runs from base 84 to 1544 and encodes 486 amino acids. Gene Ontology annotation, biological process: proteolysis. The transcript is spliced from 15 exons. Gene Ontology annotation, molecular function: calcium-dependent cysteine-type endopeptidase activity.